GCAGUUCAGCGGGCCGACACCGACACCGACCAUUUUGUGUGUUGUAACUAAGAUUCACCUUGACUCAUAAAUUGCGCUGACCGAUUAUCCACGUGAAAUGUAUUCACGAAAACAGCAGAGGAGAUCUUUCGCCAAGCUUCGUGUAAUUCUGGUUUUGGUCCUCGUUGUUCUUGGAAACGCCAACGGGCGUGAAAAGUGCCUUGAAGAUGCCGAUUGCUCUUUCAGUACUUUCUGCUCUAACGGAUUUUGCGAAGGAGAUUGCGUUAAGUGCCAGUUAUUCCGACGAGAGGAAUCUGCUAACAGCUGCGUCAAAGAAAUAAAAAACUGUGGUCCCUGUCUUCCGGGAACGGAAGCAGAAGACCUAGUAGGAGGGGGGAAAUCCAUUUAUUGCAAACCAAUUGGCAAUUUGUCGACUCCUGUAAUCGAAACUUCUGUCACCUACUGGGUGAUAACGGCGAUCACCACCAUUGUGAUUGUGGCCGCGGCUGUGGGCGCUUUUUGGAAAAGAAAACAUCUUCGAGAUUUUUUUCGCCGUCAAAAGUCUACCAGUAACGACAACCCUCCUCCCUUCAAUCCAAAUUUUAAUCAGACACCCGGAUUUCCGGAAGCGAUAAAUCACGUUGUUGGGUCGUCUACCGCCCCUGAUUACUCUUCAGAUGGGGAAUCAGACGAUUCUACUGACCCGUCAUCAGCUUCGAAUCGGCUUUUGCACCCAGGAGAAACAGUAAACAUCAGCAACGCUAAUCCAGGGAUUUAUCAAGGUGUUGAAAUUGAUCUUUCUGAAUUCCGGAGAAGUGAAAGCAGUAUCAAUAUUGAAGGUUCGCCAGGAGCGCAGUUUUCUUCCAUUAGCAUUGAUUCAUAUAACGAAGAUGAAGGCAAUGUUAGUUUCGCGAUCGUCGUAACUAAAACUAAUUAAUAAAGACCUAAAAGAGGUCACUACAUAAUCUUAUAUAAUGAUAAAAAAAAUUAGUAUUAAUUAUAAUUGUUUGUUUUUUACCAUACCUUAUAGUGAUGCAAAAUUUUUUCUGGGUUCUUUUCAAGGGUUUUUGCAUUCUAAGGCGAACCCGGAGGGAACCUCUUGUUUUUUAAAAGGCCUAUCGCUAUUUUCACAAACCGUGCAAAAUUGGCAGUAUAGACCUAGUCGCGUUACAUUUUAUAUUCUUUAAGUUGUUUAUCCGUUGCACAUUAUCCGUUCGUGUCUCGGUGAUUUACUAACAAGCUUAAUUUUUAAAAACAAUGUAACUCCAUAUUAAAUCUUCUUUGUAAUUGAUUGUAAGUCAACCCAGUCAACUCCUGCUGACCGGUGUAGUGAUGGAUAGUCAGUCAAAGAACUCCCUAAAUAUGCUAUUCUUUUAAUCAGUAUAUCUGUGAUGGUCAACAAUCACUUUACUUCAACUAUUAAGUAUAAACUAUAAUCUGUAGAAUUGUGUUGCUGUUUUUAUAAAAUAAAAGCAUAAUAAAUAACGUUCGAUUUA
Molecule: messenger RNA, 1475 nt
Organism: Daphnia pulex (common water flea)
Lineage: Eukaryota; Metazoa; Arthropoda; Branchiopoda; Diplostraca; Daphniidae
Exons: 4
Coding region: 98-916 (272 amino acids)
Source: RefSeq, a predicted model, not a curated record